This is a messenger RNA of Guyanagaster necrorhizus, 906 nucleotides long. RefSeq lists its product as uncharacterized. The transcript has 4 exons. NCBI's taxonomy places the organism in Eukaryota, Fungi, Basidiomycota, Agaricomycetes, Agaricales, Physalacriaceae. Bases 1 to 906 code for a protein of 301 amino acids. The record is from RefSeq and is a predicted model, not a curated record.
AUGCAGACGAAGAGUAGUCUGAAUCGAGUUACACCCACGUCCAUCGGUUGUCAUCCUAGCAACGAGGCCAGGUCAACGAAGCCAACCGAAAGGGUGCGCCACAAAGUGCGCUCAAGGACAGAUAUCACGCAAGCAUUCCUACCAAUCCAGACGGAAUCAAUGACCUCGUACGCUGAAUCAGAUCACCCAGCCCCAGGUAAACGGGGAGUAUGGAUGCCGUCACCCUGCUCUUCCAAAAAUCCUUCGACGGAUGUGAACCAUCCACUAAUCGGUCCACAGCAAGCUGCAUCGCGAGUGGACUUUGGUGGAAGACUACAGCAUCCCCGUGGUGAGAUAUUGACGCUCGACGGCAAGAUGAGCCUUGAGACCCAUCGCCACAUGGAACGUCAAGCGGAGAGAGCACCAUGCAAUAUGGCUUCUCCAUCUACCUUAGCGAUCCCGACUUCCAUAGACAUAUACACUUGCUGGGCCUUCGCAGUAGAGGAUUAUCAUAUGCACGUUCCGAGCUCGAUCACUCCUAGAAACAAUAAGCGCCAGAGGCACGAACUGGAUUUCUUUCAAGAAUUGCUUGUCCACAACUGUCGACGAUCAGCAACAAAAGCCGAGAUGAGAGAGGAAAUCGACGAACCACCAGUUGGAUUCGGAAUACUGAUAUCUGCAAACACUCCGUACGGCCACUCCUUUCGGCGGUGGAAUGAUACGGUGUACGUCGAAAGAGACGUGUCGCGCGCCGAUAGUCAAUGGAAUGCUGCGCAACACUGCCCAGUCUCUGCGACGGCUUUCAAACACGGGUCACCUCACCCUCAUAUCUUCAGGUAUCGAGGCGCCCGGGUGGAUGUCUGUCGGAACCCAGCUAGAACCCAGCUAGAGAGACGAUAUGCUCAGACCUUACCCGCUCGCAAGUAG